Porites evermanni is the source of this 1495-nucleotide messenger RNA. Lineage: Eukaryota; Metazoa; Cnidaria; Anthozoa; Scleractinia; Poritidae. The record is from the annotation of a GenBank genome assembly.
CAGUCACUUAAUGUACCAUUUGGCUUAAAGCUAGGGCAAAGAGGCUGUUCAGCUUUCAUCACAUCGUGCCGCAGACGAGGUAAGAUUGUUUUACUCACACAUUCAAUGACUUUGUUUGUUUUAAACCAGAUUGUUCUUUCGUGCAAACACAUUUUAUAAUCAUGAGGCACCACCGGGCUUGAAUAUUAAUUUGCAUUGUAAUUACUUAAUUUGGACAUAAGAUUGAAACGUUAAUCUGUAAAAAAUGGAACUGUAAAAAUGAUAAAGUAAUAGAUCUAUAGGUAUAAAAUGUAUGGUAUACUAAAGAGUUUUCUUUUAUGACAGAGCCAAUUCCGACACUGUACGGCGAGAACAAAGAGCAGUGCUUUUCAGGUGGCACUGUGUUUCAAUAGUUGUAGCUUGUAACGAUCGGGUAUCGAAAUUUUCUUGAUUUUAAUCCUUUAUAAGUUUUUUAUAAGGAUUCGGAAUGUACAUCUACAAAAACACCGGCCAGUUUUUAUAUUUACAAACGAAUUCUUGCUAGGAUGGGCGAGGGCAAUAGGAUCGAAGCUUGUUUAGGCAAUAGAUUUAUCAUGAGUGUAUUCGCGAUCUUUCAGACUUUAUAACAUUUGCUCCAUCUCGCUACAUUUUUUACGGCAAAUUUUCCUAGAGUUUUAUUGUUAGAGACGGCAUCCAAGUCUAAAGAAGGAAAGGAAAAUUUGUCUUCGUUUGCUCACUUCCUCUAUAUAGAAAGUCGCAUUUGAGUGUUUCACGUCGUAAUUGAGCUGGGACAGCAAAAAAAAUGUACCAAAAAAUGUGAUAUGAGGGCCAAUUUUUUUGCUCAUUAAACCUACUGCGUUUUUGGCGUUGUCGUUAUAUCUCUUUGAAGCCACUCUAGUCCAGGCAUUUUAUCUCCAAAAAUGGGUCAACCUGUUACAAAUCUGACAAAUUGCAACAGAGGGUUUUUAAACGGUUUUCGGUUCAGGAUCAUGUCUUCUACGACAUGUCAAGUCUGCAAAAAUUUGAGUUAAUUUAUAGUGCAGAAUGUAAACGACGUUGCACGCAGUGUUUGUCUUGUCGCGCGAGUUUUAUGCGACGUACACAUGGGCUGGCAAUGAAAGUGAGAAUUCCUUGGCUUAUAUACUGUGCCAGGUUCUAAUUGCAUACCAGGUACAUAAAAUAAUCAAUCCGUAUACGAUUCUCAGUUUUGUUGAAGCCUGCAGAAAACGUACACUCUUUACAGAUCGGAGUUGUGGUUCAGUUGCUCCACAAUUUCUUCUCGCCCUUCCUCCGGCAUUGGCACCUUGCAUCACUUCACGGAUUUUGUUCAUCAGGAAGUACAAUGUACAAUCAGAAUGCUGCUCUUAGGCAGGGAACUUUUGUAUCUACUUUUCAUGGCGAGUUUGUCCAGUACGCAGUCAACAAAGUUGGUUUCAACGUUAGGACUCUCGACUGGGUUGACACCUGCUUCUCCGACGUGGGCACGAUUGCAGUCGUCACACCUGGCAUCAAAGAG